ACUAAAGAACUAAAGAAGCCGAGAUAGAACUGAUGGAAAUGAAAUACAAGUGCAGUGGGAAAGUAUCAGAAAAUGAUGUUUAUUUCGAUAAACACAAAGAGCAGUGCUUAAAAGCAACAGAUCUGAGCAGAAAAGGAAGUAUAGAUGCACCUAUAAAAGAACUGGUACAGCAUAUCAACAACUGUAAACAGUAUUUUACUACCAGCUCUUGUUCUGGAAGAACAAUAUUGUUUCAGAAGGCGUCAGAAUUUGAAAAACAGGGAUGCAAGUGGCUUUAUGUUAGUCAUGAACCAGCAACUGUAGAACCUGUGGUGCUGAAACUGACAAACUUACAGGAUGAUGUUUACUUCAAAUUUGAGCCCUUUGUUCUACAUGUGCAGUGUCGGACCUUAACUGAUGCCACCAAACUGCAUGCUGUUGCAGUAGCCUCUGGCUUCAGGAACUCUGGGAUAUCUAUAGGAAGAAAAGGCAAAAUAAUAAUGGCUGUAAGAAGCACUCAUUCCAUGGAGGUUCCCAUUGCCCUUGGGGGACAAUUAUUGGUAACAGAAAAGUAUAUUGGUGAAUUGGUGACUUUAGCAAACAAGAGGAUGGCAGAGAACCAAAGGAGAAUAGAAAGGUUUUUUGAAACUGUGAAGAGUAUGGAUUCCAUGAAGCUAUCAGGCAGAGAGGAUGGGUGUGUGUCUGGAAAUGGAGCGGAGAUGAAUAGGGAGAAAGAAAAGAGAAGGGAGGAACAAGCCACUCUAACUAAAACAGACAAUAGUGACUCUGUCAGUCCUUUUUUGCCUGAGGAUGAGGAAUACAAUAUUUCUUUAUGGGAUGAGCAGCCACCAUAGCAAUUCAGAAAGUGAUAAAUAUGUUUAUAGCUUUGUUAAAAAAAAUACACCAUACGAGAAAGUAAUAACUUCUUAUUUUUAAA
Messenger RNA from Lingula anatina, 916 nucleotides. RefSeq names its product tRNA wybutosine-synthesizing protein 3 homolog. The record is from RefSeq and is a predicted model, not a curated record. NCBI's taxonomy places the organism in Eukaryota, Metazoa, Brachiopoda, Lingulata, Lingulida, Lingulidae.